Molecule: messenger RNA, 2380 nt
Organism: Triticum aestivum (bread wheat)
Lineage: Eukaryota; Viridiplantae; Streptophyta; Magnoliopsida; Poales; Poaceae
Product: wall-associated receptor kinase 3-like
Exons: 3
Coding region: 42-2345 (767 amino acids)
Biological process (GO): protein phosphorylation; cell surface receptor signaling pathway
Cellular component (GO): plasma membrane
Molecular function (GO): protein serine/threonine kinase activity; ATP binding; polysaccharide binding
Source: RefSeq, a predicted model, not a curated record
ACAAGAGAAUUAGACAAUCCAUCGCAGUGCCGACGUACGUGAUGCAAACCAGAUGUGUAUCCGUCACAGCAGCGGCGCUGGUGCUGCUGAUCUCGGCGAAGGCGGUCGCCGCAGGGGAUCCCCCGGCGGUGAUAGGGCUGCCGGGCUGCCCCACCAGCUGUGGCAAUGUCAGUGUGCCGUACCCUUUCGGCAUGGGGCCGAGCAGGUGCUACAGGCCAGGGUUCAAGCUCACCUGCGCCAACAACGGAAGCAAGCCCCCGCGGCUCCUCCUCGGCGACGGCAGCACUGGCAAGUUCCAGGUCCUCCGCAUCUCUCUGAAGAACAGCACCAUGCGCGUCGUCAGCCGUGGACUGCAUGCCAUCAACAUGAGUGGUGGCUCCGGGCGGUGGAGCUGGGACCUCGGUGACAACGUCGGUGGCGGGGUGAUGUACUUCCUGCAUCCAGGGUUCAACGAGUUCAUACUUAUGGGCUGCAACGUGCAGGCAACAUUGCAGCGAAACGGGAGCCUCGUCAGCGGCUGCGCCGCUAUCUGCCCCCCGGUCGCUGGUGGUUGGUUUGCUGCGUAUGUUGCGGCGCAAGGCCCCAACUCCAGUACCUGUUCCAACAUCGGUUGCUGCCAGUCGUCCAUCAUCAGCAACAGAAUGUCCUACAGCGUGUCCUACGGCGGGUACCUCAAUCCGCUCAAUGACACGCAGCACUACAAGCAUGUGAAGAACGUACUGCUCAUCACCGAGGUGGGUUGGUUAGAGCGCAACCUGGGAGUGGUUCUCAACUUUACGUACAGUAACAAUGGUCGGUCGCGGCGGAAGGCUGCUCAGAUCAGAGUCCCUGUGGUUCUCCAGUGGGCCGUGGCGCACGACCUUGCGGUGUAUAAUUCUUCAGGAACAUGCCCCGACGACACAGCGCCGAGCAUAUGCAAGAGCAAAAACAGCAAAUGCCGGGAUGCCGCAUACUGUGAAGACAGGGGAGCCUAUUCUUGCCUGUGCAAGAAUGGCUACGAGGGCAACCCUUACCUCACCGGCGGAUGCCAAGAUAUCAACUAUAGUCAUUCUGUUGGCUGCCCAGCAGGAACACAUGGCAACUAUAGUCUACCUGGUGGCUGCGUCGAGCCUGCAGGCAAAACCAAAGGGAACUUGGGUUUAAUCAUUGGUCUCUCGGUUGCUAGUGGACCAUGCAUUCUACUAUUGGUUCUUGGUGCAAUCCUAAUAACCCGUGCUCUUAAGCAACGCAAGGCGCAUGCGUUGAGAUGGAAGUUCUUCUGUCAAAACCGUGGGCAACUGUUGAAGCAGUUGGUAUCUCACAAGGUGGAUAUUGCAGAGAGGAUGAUCAUUUCUUUAGAAGAGCUAGAGAAGGCUACCAACAAUUUUGAUCAAACUCGCAGGCUCGGUGGCGGAGGGCAUGGCACAGUCUACAAAGGGAUCCUGUCGGACCUUCAUGUUGUGGCCAUUAAGAAAUCCAAUAUUGUUGUCAAGAGAGAAAUCGAUGAGUUCAUAAAUGAGGUUGCCAUACUCUCACAGAUCAACCACAGAAAUAUUGUGAAGCUCCGUGGUUGUUGCCUCGAGACAGAAGUCCCUCUAUUGUCUUAUGAGUUCAUUUCCAAUGGAACACUCAGUGAUCAUCUUCACACGGAAGAACUAGAAUCGCUGCCUUGGAAAGAUAGGUUAAGGAUCAGAAGUGAAAUAAGCAAAGCUCUCGCUUACCUUCACUCUGCUGUUUCAGUCCCUAUAAUACACCGAGAUAUCAAGCCUUCUAACAUACUUCUUGAUGAUGCCUUGACGGCAAAAGUGUCAGACUUUGGAGCUUCAAGAUACAUUCAAGUGGAUCAAACAGGAACAACAACUGCGGUGCAAGGAACUAUAGGGUACUUAGACCCUACGUAUUAUUAUAAUGGACAUCUCACAGAAAGUAGUGAUUUUUAUAGCUUUGGAGUCCUUCUUGUUGAAUUGCUUAUUAGGAGGAAGCCUUCUUUGUAUAGAUCCACCGAUGGCGACGGACUUGUCAAGCAAUUUGUCGCACUGCUUGCACAAGGCAAUCUGCCUGAAAUACUAGAUCCGCAAGUUGUAGAGGAGGGUGGUAGCGAAGUGAAAGAAGUCGCUACACUAGCUAUGUCGUGCGUGAAACUAAGAGCAGAGGACCGACCAACCAUGAGGCAAGUGGAGAUGGUGCUCGAAGCUCUCCAAACACCCAAGGAGCGUGUCUGGGCUCAUUUGACAGAAGAAACAGGCUUGAAGGAAUUUGCAACAACCGGAUAUCCAUCAACAAGCCAACAAGCAAACAAAAAUGAAGCAACGAGGUGUUAUAGCCAAGAAGAAGAGUUCCUGUUAUCCGCGACAUUCCCUCGUUAGUUUUGAUUUCUUGUAAGUGACUUUUUAGCGACGGU